AUGUCUUCGCAUCCACCCGAUCCACCCGCAGCGAAGAAGAAGUCCCACCCGGGGAAGGCGACGUCGAAGGCGUGUCCAGCCAUCAAGGCCGCUCAGGAGGGCCACUUGCAGGCGCUGCAAGGCUUGCCAGCGGAGGAAGUCCUGAACGCCAGUGACCACAAUGGGUGUAGCUGUUUCCACUGGGCGGCGGGCAACGGACAUCUCCAGCUUUGCGACUUCCUCUUGGACUUGCGAGCAGCUCUCGAGGGGACGACUUGGAACCAACGCACUGCCUUGCACUAUGCGGCACGGAAUGGACAAACGGAGGUUUGCCAGUGGCUUGUCACGAAGAGGGCAGAACCAUUUGCUCUCGCCCGCGAUGAGGUCUCACCACUGCAGCUGGCGGUGUGGCAGAAUCACCUGGAGACCAGCCGCUGGUUGGUCGAGCGCGCUGGCGCGGACCCACUGCAGCGGAACCGCUUCGGGUGCUCCGUGGCGCACUGGCUCUCGCAGGCUCCCAGAGAGCGAGACCAUGCAGGAAACUUCGCCGCGGACCUGGCGCAGAUGGCAAAGCACUUCACCUUGGCCACAUGGCUCCGGCAGGAGAUGUCCACCGCCAAGCUGAGCUCCUGCCGGCGCUUGGGGGUGCCCGAGACCGCCUCGCCCGAAGCCAUUCGAGAGGCCUACCUUCAGCUGGUGCGGAGCCACCACCCAGACUCACGGCACUGCCACGACGAGGGCGAAGAGUUCUCUCGACUGCACCAAGCCUACCGACACCUGACGCGAGACCACGGCUGUGGUGCACAAAGCAAUCCUCGCCAUGAGCAGCACUUAAUGCUGCAGUGGACGUAUGGGCAUGAGGGAGAUGUAGAAGCACAGACGGAGAUGCAGAUGUUCAAGUCGCGCUUGCUCACCGUGAUUGGAGAGUUUGGGGAGAAGGGCUUGCCGUUGAGCUCGCUGCGCAAGAAGUACGCUCAGGUUUGGUCUGGCUCAGCCCUUCCAGAGCCCAAAGACUUCGGCCUGCGCAAGGGUUGCGGCCUACUGGAGAUGCUACGACAUGUUGCUGGCGACGUGCUGGUGGUGGAAAUGCAAGCGCGUGGCCAGGAUCCGGUCUUGCAUGUGCCAAGAGCAUCGUAG
Molecule: messenger RNA, 1116 nt
Organism: Durusdinium trenchii
Lineage: Eukaryota; Dinophyceae; Suessiales; Symbiodiniaceae
Source: the annotation of a GenBank genome assembly